Molecule: messenger RNA, 996 nt
Organism: Zychaea mexicana
Lineage: Eukaryota; Fungi; Mucoromycota; Mucoromycetes; Mucorales; Lichtheimiaceae
Exons: 4
Coding region: 1-996 (331 amino acids)
Cellular component (GO): nucleus
Source: RefSeq, a predicted model, not a curated record
AUGCCACCCAAGCAAGUCAUCGACUACAGUGCUGCGUCGUUGGUCGACUUAAAAGCACAAUUAGCCCAACAAACGGAGCAAUUUGAACGGGUACGAUCAGGAGCCAAACAUGGCCCUGCAGCGAAUCGACGCAGCGACAAGAAACCUGCAGUAUGGGCACGACAGAACAAAGGUGUCAACUCUCGAGCAGAGCGCGAUCAAGUCCAGCGUCUCGAAGAAGUUGAUAGCCAGUCAUACGCACGAAGCCGAGAAGCACUUGAACGAAAAGCUAAAAUAUAUGAAGAAAUGCGGACACGGGCUCGAAGGGACGAUGAAAGCGAAGACGAAGAAGCCUUGAUCGAUUUUGAUCGCAAGUUCUGGGAAGAGUAUAAUAAACGUAGUCGAAAAUCAACGGAUAGCGACGACGAUCGUAGUAAAGAUAGCAACAACGACGACGACGACGACGACGAUCCUUGGGUUGAAUACGAAGAUGAUUUUGGCCGUACACGUACUGUUCGACGAAGCCAAGUACCCGCACGUUCCCCAUCGCCAUCUCCUUCACGAUCACCUUCGCGGUCACCUUCACCACCGCCAAUGCCUCGUGAACAUGUUGGAUAUGCUGAUCGAGCCAGCAUUCGCCAUUACGACGCUAAACAAGAAAAUCGAACACGAGGUGUUGGAUUCUAUCAAUUUGCGACGGACGAUGAACAACGUACAGAGCAAAUGGAACGGCUGAAACAGAUGCGGGAAGAGACCGAAGCGGCACGAAGAAACAAACAAACUGUUGCAGAGCGACGAAAGGCUGCGAUACAAAAGAAUGCAGACAAGGUGCGUGAGCGCCGGCAAGCAAUGAUGGCUAAACGACGAAAAAAGGAUUCGUCUGAGUCGCCUUCUGCUGCUGCUGCUGCUGCUGCUGCUGCUACUACCACCACAGAAAGAGGACAACAAGACCAAUUAAACGUGAAUGAAGACAGCAUUUCCAGAUUCAUCAAAUCAGUUCGAGAUACCAUGCAAUAG